This is a messenger RNA of Botrytis cinerea B05.10, 1750 nucleotides long. RefSeq lists its product as hypothetical. NCBI's taxonomy places the organism in Eukaryota, Fungi, Ascomycota, Leotiomycetes, Helotiales, Sclerotiniaceae. Gene Ontology annotation, biological process: chromatin remodeling. The transcript is spliced from 2 exons. The coding region runs from base 496 to 1407 and encodes 303 amino acids. Gene Ontology annotation, cellular component: Ino80 complex. The record is from RefSeq and is a predicted model, not a curated record.
GAACUCCGUCCGUCCUCGCCCAGCCCCAAACACAAGGGAAGCCAAAAAAGCCGACUUCGCGUAGAAUCUUCAACUUGAACUAAUAAUAAUCUGGGUGAAAGAGCACCAACAUUCUCAGCCUGCCUUCACUCAACGCGUAUAGUAGAGGGAAAAAAAACGAGACAAGUCCAUUUGCUCUUAAAUUUUAAUCAUGAUUUUCCAUACCCCCAUAACCUUUCCUUCCAACUUAUUAUUACUUCGUUUUUCAAUCCAACCAAAAAGAAAUUAUUCACACCCAACACCUUAAAAUAUUUUCGAACCAUGUUGAAUGCCAUCAACAUUUGACCUCCCAUAUCAUAACCCAUCGCCCAUACCGAUACCGAUACUGUACGAUUGAUUCGAGGGCUCAGGAUAUCCGUCCUUGACACAUACAAUACCUCACCACCCUAAUUUCUGCGACCGUCAAUUCCAACCCUUCAAACUUUCACGUCUCACAACUCCCACGACUUCUCCAUCAUGGCUUCAGCAAGCAGGCCUUCGCCGACUAUCUCGACUCCACGACGAAAGUCGUCGGGUCCGAAAGAGAAGAAUUCUAUGAUCAUUACUCUCAAAUUAUCUCCUGCAAAGUUAAGGGGUGUUGGUCAGUCUUUGUUCAAAGAAGACUCUCCGUCAAAGGAUUCCGCUUCAACAAUGCCAACUGCUGCACCUGUCGCAAAGAGUCAAAAUGGUGAUGUUCCGGCCGAGUCGGAUCCAAAUACUCCCGUACCAAAUGGUACUGAUACACCAGUUUCGUCAUCGAUGCCCCCUCCAACGGAAGCAAUCAAGAAGAAGGCUGGCGUUAAGAGGAGUUCUACUGCCGCCUUGGGAUCGGAGACAACCCCAAGGGCUAGAGGCAAGCCAGGUCCCAAAAAGAAGGCAAGAUUGGAUGAUGGCACACUUGCUCCCAACGGAAGUACUCCAAGGGCGUCCAAUGGAAAUAGCUCCCAUCGGCUUGGGCCCAAGGCCAACCAAGGCGCAAUUAAUGCUGGUUUACGUGCCCUCGAUCGUUCUGGUAAACCUUGUCGCAAAUGGGAGAAGCGCUCCUUCGUUAUCAAAACAUUUACGGGCAUUCCUAUCGAAAUCCCUAGAUGGAGAGCCCCUCCUAAAGUGGCCAUUAACCCCAGUACUGAAGGCUCGUCAACCGGUGAUAGCAGCAAGGAAAAUAAAGAAAACAGCCAGAUUGAAAGUGAGAAGAGCACUAGCGCGAUGGAUGUUGAUGCUACCAACCUCGUCAGCUCUCCUCCAGCUAUAGCUUCAGCUCCAGCUCCAGCUCCAGCCUCUACCGCUACCUCUACCUCUACCUCUACCUCUAUUUCUGCACCUGCUGUUGCAACUACUUCUACUCAAGAUCAAACUCAGUCUCCUGCGAUCAUCACUGCUUCCGCCUAAUACUUUUCCCUACAUUAAUCUUUUAUCCCGUGUAUUAGAACUCGGAUUUUACCCAAUCAACCUUUUCUUUCUCGUUAAUGGGCAAUCUUUUCAUGGAACCGGAUUACAAAAUGUCCCCACGGCUUUACCACCAGAGCAAGACAUGUACAAAAUUUUCUUUGGUUUCAAUUCACUGGACUUUGGGAAAAUCUACGGGGCGUUGUGAAUGGAAUGGGGUGGAGUGGAAAUAAAUUCCGCCGAGGCAAUGGUGUUUCUGGCGUUUCCUCAGCGCAGGGGAGUGUUAAUGUAGCAUAUCGUGGCCUUUGGGUUCACACAUUAUUGCUUGAACAAUUCUAGAUUAUGA